This is a messenger RNA of Fusarium keratoplasticum, 2796 nucleotides long. RefSeq names its product Spindle pole body component. The coding region runs from base 1 to 2796 and encodes 931 amino acids. Gene Ontology annotation, molecular function: microtubule minus-end binding; gamma-tubulin binding. The record is from RefSeq and is a predicted model, not a curated record. Lineage: Eukaryota; Fungi; Ascomycota; Sordariomycetes; Hypocreales; Nectriaceae. The transcript is spliced from 3 exons. Gene Ontology annotation, cellular component: spindle pole; gamma-tubulin small complex; equatorial microtubule organizing center. Gene Ontology annotation, biological process: spindle assembly; microtubule nucleation; meiotic cell cycle.
AUGUCAUCCGGUGCACCCAGAGCAUCGGGCCGAGCAAGCGCCAGCGAGCACCGCGAAGAACGGCCCCGCGUCUCCGCCAGGCAUACCGAUAGCUUCAAGAGCGAGCGGUCCGAGUCCAGCAAGGGGCCGUCGCCUCAUCCGGGGAGCUUCCCGGGCGUUCAUAAGCGCACGGCGUCCGGGAACCCAAGGCCGACGAGCCGCAACGUCGAGGAGAGGAGAUAUGAGGAGAGGAGGGUGACGGAGCGCACCUAUGAAGCUCACCUAGAGCGCGUGGUGCCUCGAGCGACGAGUCCGGAUAGGGUCACUCGACGGCGAGGCCCCUCGGAGAGCAGGAGUGCGUCGGAAGCACCGAGGCACAAGGCGCCCGAGGCGCGACAGCGGGAGUCAAGGGCUGAGACCCCUCAAGCGCCAUGGAACCCAGAAGCGACCCUCCUCCCACAUACUACAGCACCUCUAGCUUCUCGAAUAUCCAUCCCGCCUCUCGCAUCGACCGUACCACAAGCCCCUCAGCCAAAACCCUUGGGGGAGCUGAGCCUCGAGCUACAAGAAGCCGCCAUCGUCGAAGACCUGCUCUACGUCUUCAUGGGAUAUGAAGGGCAGUACAUCAGAUUCGCCAAGGGAUACAACCCCAACGAAGAAAGGGAUAGGCUGUCCGGGCCGAGCUUCAGGACGCUCCCCGGUCUUGACCCCAGCCUACAAGACCUGACGCUGUCGAUGCUCAAGAUGGCGACCUACUACUCUGCCCUGGAAGCCUUUGUCGAUGUCCAGAGUCGUGAGGAGUUUGGCGCCGUCAACCACGCCCUAUGUGCGUCAAUCCGCAAGUUUCUACACGACUACCUGGUCAUGAUUGCACAACUCGAGACACAGUUUCUCACCAGUGAUACAUUUACCGUGCAUGUGCUCAAUAUCCACACCCUGUCCACGAGACAGAUGAUGCUGCAGCUAUACAUGUUGGCUCACGAGCUCCUCAAGAAGAACGCCCUGCUUGAUGAGGAGACGGACGAGUCCGAGGAUAGUGCCGACGACUUUGAAAACAUCCUGGAAACACUGCGAGAUGGUGGUGAGCUGGUGCCCAACAACAUGACGGGAAAGAAGAUAUGCAAAGGCGGAGUUGUUCUUGGCUUGAUCACGAAGCGCCUCGAGUCUCUAUCGGGAGACCCAGCAGCCCGAGCUCUACUGACGACGCUAUUGCGAGAUGCAAGCAAACCUUACAUGGUCAUGCUCAACGAGUGGCUCCAUCACGGUGGGAUUCAUGAUCCCCAUGCAGAGUUCCUGAUCAAAGAACAGAAGAGCAUCCGCCGCGAGAUGCUGGAGCAGGAUUAUACAGACGACUACUGGGAGCGACGAUAUACUAUUCGGGAACAAGAUAUCCCCCCUCAACUAGAGGGCGUCAAGGGCAAGGUCUUGCUUGCCGGAAAAUACUUGAACGUCGUCCGCGAGUGUGGCGGCGUCGAUGUCGGCAAGGUUGUGAAAGACGUACCCGUCUCUUUCGACGACAGCCGGUUCCUCGAGAACGUCAAUAACGCAUAUGCUCACGCCAACGAGUCCCUCAUGCAGCUGCUGCUCACAACACAUGCGCUGCCGGCUCGUCUCCGCUCUCUUAAGCACUACUUCUUCCUCGACCCGUCCGACUACUUCUCCUACUUCCUCGAGCUGGGCGCCUCGGAGCUGCGCAAGCCUGUCAAGUCUGUCAACACGGGCAAGCUGCAGUCUCUGCUGGAUCUGGUGCUGCGUCAGCCGGGAAGCAUCGUCUCCCUCGACCCCUUCAAGGAGGACGUCAAGGUCGAGAUGAACGAGACCACCCUCACAAAGGCUCUGCAGCGCGUCGUUAACAUCACGGGUAUUGAGCAGGGUGAGGCGUUGCAGCCCCUGGCCAAUCAACCCAUCGACAACGACAAGAACGCCGUCGGCUUCACAUCUCUGCAGCUUGACUACCUUGUCCCCUUCCCAGUCUCCCUCGUUAUCAGCCGCAAGACCGUCUGGCGAUACCAGACCCUCUUCCGCUACCUUCUCUCCUUACGCUACCUCGAGUCGCAGCUCUCCACCACCUGGCAGACGCAGACGCGCGGCAUCAGCUGGGCGCACAAGGGCGUCCUGCGCAACUUGGAGAUUUGGAAGCGGCGUGUCUGGACUCUCCGCGCGCGUAUGCUUGUCUUUGUCCAGCAGCUACUGUACUUUUGCACCGCCGAGGUCAUUGAGCCCAACUGGACCAAGUUCAUGUCACGGUUGCGGACCAACGAGGAUGCUACAGGCGUGAACUCGGGUCCAGGGGUAUCUACGCGGACUGUCGACGAGCUGAUGCAGGAUCACGUUGACUUUUUGGAUACGUGUCUCAAGGAGUGCAUGCUCACCAACAGCAAGCUACUGAGGAUUCACUCCAAGCUCAUGCAGACCUGUACUAUCUUCGCCGCCUACACAAACUGGCUCACCCGCGAGCUCGAAAAGUCAGACCCUGACCUCUCUGGCGCAACCAGACCGUCUACCAUGACGGCCGAUCAGUGGAAGCGCUUCCAGGCCACAAAGGCCACCCAGCGAGGUUCGGCUGCCCAUGACACGUCCACCGUCUCGGCUGCCGGCGCCGGCGCUAGUGACGCCGAAGCUCGCAUCGAGAACCUCUUUGAGAUCAUCCGCAAGUGGGAGGGCAAUUUCAGCCGUCACCUGCAGAUCCUACUUGACGCCCUGAACCACUAUGCGGCCACCGAGACUGUCGUACUCCUGAGUCUGUGUGCGAGGUUGAGCACUGCCAACCAGGGGACUGAGUAUUCUGGCCUGCGCCACGAGGAUGAGUCUGCUUAA